Caenorhabditis briggsae is the source of this 2358-nucleotide messenger RNA. Gene Ontology annotation, biological process: transmembrane transport. Gene Ontology annotation, cellular component: membrane. NCBI's taxonomy places the organism in Eukaryota, Metazoa, Nematoda, Chromadorea, Rhabditida, Rhabditidae. Gene Ontology annotation, molecular function: ATP hydrolysis activity; ATP binding; ABC-type oligopeptide transporter activity. The record is from RefSeq and is a predicted model, not a curated record. Bases 1 to 2358 code for a protein of 785 amino acids. The transcript has 4 exons.
AUGCGACCUCUAUUUCGGAAGAUGUUGAUGCUUAUCCAUUUUGUUUUGGAUGUUUCCAUUACAAUAUGCUCACUUGGACUCUAUGCUCCCGGAUGGCAUUUCAAUCUCGAUGACAUCUUCAAAACUUUCCAUUUUGCUCAUUACUCCUACUGGGCGUCUCCAUUGGAUUACGUGGUUUUAUGUCUUCUUCGUCAAGUGUCUCUUCUGAUUGCGAUUAUCCUCAUAAGACGGGGAAAAUCAAAGAAGCUCCGAAGAUGGAUGUUGAUUUACGAUAUUCUCGGAAUUCUUGGGUACAUCGUAGCCGUUGUGAAAUUGUUGGCAUUUGACGAGACUGGAACAAUGAUGAGCUAUCCAGGAAUCUAUAUGAGCACAGGAUCUGCAGUGUUCCUCACAUUCUCUUUGCCAAUUGCCAUUCGUUAUGCAUUAUUGAUUAAAGAAACUGAAGAGGUCGGAUACGAGAGAUUGCAGAGUGAGAGCCGAGAAAAUACAAAUGUGGAAAAUGGAUCCACACAUUCUGCCUCGACGUCAUCUGAAUGCAACACUGAGAAUGAAGAAGAAGAUGAUGCGGUCACAAGAGAAGAGAAAGAGAAACGACUACCGUUGUCCAAGCAUCUUUGGCAGAUUAUGAAGCUAUGUGGAAAACAGUGGAAAUGGUUCACAGCUGCUUAUUCCCUUUUGCUCAUUGAUUGCAUUCUGAAUCUUGUACAACCAGCUCUAUACAGUCAGAUGAUGUCAACUGCUAUCCAAAUGAAAUCGUUCGAUGUUCUUAAAACAGCUUGCGUGGAUCUUGCCAUCGUUCAGUUCUCAGCAGCUACAUGUAACACUGUCAGAUAUAUUUGUAUGCAAUACGCUGAACGAUUGACUGCUCGAAACAUUCGAGUCGGAUUGUUCAAGGCUAUUCUUCAUCAGGAUAUUUCGUUUUUUGAUGAAAAUAAAACGGGACAGCUCAUGUCCAGAAUCACUCAUGACUCUGAAUCGAUCUCCAAUUCUCUUCCAGCCUACAUUGCAACCGCUACCAGAAACCUCGUCAUGAUUUUCGGAUCUGCUCCAAUUAUGCUUUAUUGCUCAUGGCAGUUAUCAAUCGGUACUUUUAUCACAUUCCCAAUCGCUAUACUGGUGACCAACUACUAUGGAUCAAUUGUUGAAAAAUUGUCUGAACAGGAAAACGAUGCGACUGCCGCGUCGAAUGAAACCGUCGAAGAAGUAGUAUCCGGCAUCCGAUCCUUCGCCGCCGAAAAAAUGGAAUACAUGAGAUACACGAGGAACACGGAUGCUUGGUUUAAAAUCAGUAUCAAGACUGUUGUUUUGACAACUUUUUAUAACUAUUUCUUCGCGACCAUGUGGAAUAUUAAAGACCUGGUAGUCUAUCUCUAUGGUGGUUAUCUUACUCUUCAAGGACGAAUGGCCCCAGAAGCUCUUCUCACCUACGCCUUCUACCAAUGGAGACUUCACGCAGCCCUAAAUGAAUUCAGUUCCCUCUUUUCCGAUGUUAUGAAGACAAUUGGAUCGUCCAGAAAAGUCAUCCACAUCAUGAAUCGAAUCCCAGAAUUGGAUUACGAAGUUGGAAGUGAAAAUCCAGAUGUCGUCGGAAACAUCAUUUUCGAAAACGUCGAAUUUGCCUAUCCAACUAGGAAAACUGCGAAUAUCUUGAAUGGAAUCAGUCUAUCAAUUGAGCCAGGAAAAACUGUUGCACUGGUUGGACCAAGUGGAAAUGGAAAAUCGACGCUCGUCUCUCUACUCCAACUGUUUUAUUCUCCACAAUCUGGAAGAAUUCUUCUGGAUGGAACACCGAUUCAGCAAAUUGAUCAUCGUCAUUAUCACACGAAGAUUGCUUUGGUUGCUCAAGAACCAACUCUUUUUUCCGGAACCAUUCGGGAAAAUAUUCUCUACGGAAUUGAGGAUGGAACCGAUGACGACAUGAUGAGGGUUUCUGAAAUGGCCAAUGUUCACGAGUUCGUAUCGAAAAUGGAGAAGGGAUACGAUACAACAUGCGGCGAGAAAGGAGUACAAAUGUCCGGAGGGCAAAAGCAAAGGAUCGCCAUCGCUCGAGCUCUCAUUCGGAAUCCUCGAGUUCUAAUCUUGGAUGAGGCCACAUCUGCGUUGGACGCAGAAUCCGAAUCGAUGGUUCAAGAAGCUUUGAAUAGAUGUGCCAAAGAGAGAACUGUUUUAGUGAUUGCCCAUCGUCUGUCCACUGUUCGACGUGCCGAUCGAAUCGCUGUCAUCGAGAAGGGAAGCGUGACGGAAAUGGGAACUCAUGAUGAUUUGAUGAAGAAUCGGGAUGGUCUCUACUUCAAAUUGGUUCAGAAACAGUUGGGAACCAGAAUAGACGAAGAGGAGGAGAAGCCAAUUGUUGUCUAA